Gossypium arboreum is the source of this 1756-nucleotide messenger RNA. RefSeq lists its product as uncharacterized. Bases 241 to 1539 code for a protein of 432 amino acids. The record is from RefSeq and is a predicted model, not a curated record. Lineage: Eukaryota; Viridiplantae; Streptophyta; Magnoliopsida; Malvales; Malvaceae. The transcript is spliced from 2 exons.
UGAUUGCCUUUCAUGUUUCGUCGCAUUACGGUUUUUAUAUUAUCCCGCGAACUAAACAGCCACUCCAAAGAAAUCAGAAGAAAAAUCAGCAAAUUUUCGAUUUGUUUAUUGAUGAGCUCACCACCCAUUUUCCACUAACUGAUUCGGAAUCUCUCGUAAAAACAAAAGGUAAACGCAGGAAGAUUAUUGACUAGGAUUUGUUAUAAGAUAGCUUAAAGGAGGUUGUGCAUCCAUUUGUGGAUGAUGAGCAACCAGAGUCAAGGGGCGAGCAUAUCUUUGACAGAAAAUCCCCCUGUAAAGCGGAGACGUGGGCGUCCACGUAAGGAUGAUAGUAUUCAACGGGACAGCACACCUCCAACACCUGCAACUGAGAAUCUGAAAAACAAGCAGAGUGUGGGAACAAGCGACCCUACGUCUAAUGAAAUGGUAGGUCAGAUGGUUUCUGGUGUCAUUGAAGGUUCAUUUGAUGCUGGAUACCUUCUUAAUGUUAAGGUUUGUGAUACCGACAUGCACCUUAGGGGUGUUGCAUUUCUACCAGGGCGAUUCACUCCGAUUACUGCUGAAAAUGAUGUGGCUCCGCAUGCUAAGAUGUAUGAAAGAAAUGAUAUUCCUAUCCCAUUGGUAAACGCACAGGGUCAUCUCCAUGCUGUGAGUCCUUCAUCAGGGAAAAGUGCGAAGCCUGUUGAGGAUAAAAACGAUGCACCUAACCUUCCAGACCAAGGUCUACAAAUUGGGCUUUGUUCUGGUGCCAUGGCUGCUAGUAAGAGCCAAUCUGCCUGUAUUUCAAUUCCUCUAGCUAGUAACUUGCCAAUUAAUGACACUGGUCUUCCCGUGGGGCAAAAGGUCCUGCAAGACCGAAUGUUAGAUUCCGGAUUGCAGACAGAUAAAGCUGUGGGACGGAAUCAGUCACUGCUGGGAUUUGAAGCCUUAAAGCAGAUGAAAGGACCAAAUAUUAGCGUGGAGGCACUUAAUACAUCUGAGCCAGUGUCUGCAAUGUUUACUGCUGAUGUGCCAGCCGCUAAGAUUGUAAAUCCAAAUCCUCAAGUUGAUGACCAGGCCAUAUGUUCUGAUCUUAAGUCACAGGAAUUGUUUCAUGAUGAUGUGAAAAACCUUGACCUUGGUAACAACCAAACUCCCAAAAUUUCUGAGCCUGAAGCUCAAGCCGAUGGUGGUGAACCCACUCAAACCAACUUGUUCGAAAAACAGGCUUCAUCCAGGCUAGAUGUAGAUAUUUCUCAAGAUACUGAAUUGGAGCUUGCUACAAAGAUAAUUGGUGGAGUUGGCACGUCUCACAUGGAUGGAUUAUCUGCAAGUGAGGCUGCCACAACUGCUACGACAGUUUCAUGCUCUGAGUCAAUGAACAGCCAACCAGUAAUGAUAUUUGGAGUAGAAACCAUCCCAUCUGAGCCAAAGCCUGCGGCUGAAGAAACUGUUCCAGAAAUGGUUGUACCUGAAGAUAGUAGUAGUUCCUUAAUGGCGGCUGACACCAAUGGUGUGGAAUCUAAUGCCAAAGAUGCCAUCCCACCACCGCAAUCUUAGUUUUCAAGUUGUCAAACUAAAAACAGAAAAGGAACGAGCUUUACAGUCAAAAGUCUUGAUGAAUGAUUAGUGUUUAAUUCAUUACUGAGUUUAGGUGACAUUGGGGGUGGUGUUUAGGUACCCUUUCUCAAAUUUGGAUUAUUUGCAAUUGGUACUCUUUGCAAUCUACCUUUAACAUCAAGCAGUCGACAUUGUGUGCAGUGCAUGGUUUCAGGGA